ACCACCAUCCCCCACCCCCACCAACCCCCUCCCUCCUCCCUCAAUCAGUAUAAGUUCUUGGCAUUGUUAAUCACUUCAGACCGAUCCGUCCAACUGCCAGCCAUAUUGCUUGGUGGAAGACAGCAAAGAAAAGGUGCGAGUUUGACUUUUUGAGGGGAUUCCGAGAGAACCAGCCAGAGCUUAGAGGGAGUUCUCAACCGGGGUUUUCGAGGAGCAACCGAUGGCCGGCAAGGAAAUCUACAACAAGAUGAAGGACAAGGUGAAAGAUGCCUUUAGUUCAUCAGGACCAGAAACAGGGAAAGGCAAGACAAAAUUAUCUGGCAGGCGUGUCAAGCAUGGUUACCAUCUCGUGAAAGGGAAAUCAAAUCAUCCAAUGGAGGACUACUUGGUGGCAGAGUACAGGCAAGUUGGCGAGCAUGAUUUGGGCUUGUUCGCAAUAUAUGAUGGCCAUCUGGGGCACACUGUUCCAGACUAUCUGCGGGAGCAUCUAUUUGAUAACAUCUUGAAAGAGCCAGAAUUCUUGAGUGACACAAAAAAUGCUAUGAGAAAAGCAUAUCUACUUACUGAUGAAAAAAUAUUGGAAAGAGCAGCUGAGUUGGGAAGAGGAGGCUCCACGGCUGUUACCGCCAUCUUAAUAAGUUGUGAUGAUAGUGUGAAGCUAGUGGUCGCAAAUGUUGGAGAUUCACGGGCAGUCAUUAGCAAGAACGGUAAAGCAGAGCAGCUUUCAGUUGACCAUGAGCCAAACAUGGAGAAAAAAAUUAUUGAGGAAAAGGGUGGAUUUGUUUCGAACCUACCAGGAGAUGUACCACGAGUUGAUGGGCAGCUCGCGGUUGCAAGAGCAUUCGGAGAUCGGAGCUUGAAAAAGCACCUCAGCUCUGAGCCACAUGUAGUUGAAGAAGUCAUCAAUGAGGGAUCUGAUUUUCUGAUUCUAGCAAGUGAUGGCUUAUGGAAGGUGAUGACCAACCAAGAGGCGGUGGACGAGAUCAAGGACUUCAAGGACGCCCAGGCAGCUGCUAAGCAUCUGACGGAGCAGGCCUUGAACAGGAGGAGCAAAGACGACAUCUCUUGCGUUGUUGUGAAGUUCCACUGCUAGCAGUGCUUCAAGCUUUUGGCCUUCAUAACUGUACAAUUGUUGUAAUGCCAGAAGAUUUGUUUAACUGUUUGCUGUUGUUCGACAAAUAUUUUGUUUAAUCUUGUCUGGUUGGGAAUAAUCAACCCAGGGGAUCAAAGGCUUGUAGAGUAUUGUUGUUUGCCAAAAGGCCUAAUAAAAACAUGUUUGUUUUUUCCCUUCCAA
This is a messenger RNA of Lolium rigidum, 1294 nucleotides long. RefSeq names its product probable protein phosphatase 2C 62. The transcript has 5 exons. NCBI's taxonomy places the organism in Eukaryota, Viridiplantae, Streptophyta, Magnoliopsida, Poales, Poaceae. Gene Ontology annotation, biological process: protein dephosphorylation. The record is from RefSeq and is a predicted model, not a curated record. Bases 221 to 1093 code for a protein of 290 amino acids. Gene Ontology annotation, cellular component: nucleus; cytosol. Gene Ontology annotation, molecular function: protein serine/threonine phosphatase activity.